Molecule: messenger RNA, 2477 nt
Organism: Electrophorus electricus (electric eel)
Lineage: Eukaryota; Metazoa; Chordata; Actinopteri; Gymnotiformes; Gymnotidae
Gene: faah
Product: fatty acid amide hydrolase
Biological process (GO): fatty acid catabolic process
Molecular function (GO): amidase activity; fatty acid amide hydrolase activity
Source: RefSeq, a predicted model, not a curated record
GUGAUAAUAUAUUUUACCGUCUACAUUUUGUAGUAGGUAGUAGAACUACAGGGCAGUACUUAUUUGUACUGCCCUGUACUGCCUUGUGACAGUGCAGGAAAGAGGCAUUAUUGAUAACCUAUUAUUGAUAUAUGCGCGUACGGUGCUCGCGGGGUAAGUACGUCACGAGCAUACGUUAACUGCCUCUCGGUGAUUGCGUAACAGGAUAAACAGAAGAGUUUUCUAAAGUCCGACAUGCGGGUGUGGUGAUAGCGAGCAGUGAAGCACAGUAUAAAACACCAUCUUCUUUUGCCACAAGGAUAGGGUUGGGUUGGUAGGACGCGCUUUGGUACGAACAUUUCAGUUUUUACCCCGACUACACAGAAAAGAAAACUUUAAACAUGGAUCAGCAACUGCUACAGGUUGUAAUUGCUCUCGCUUGUGUUGCAAGUGUUCUUGUAUUACUGCUAAAGUGGACGCGUUAUCAGAGAGCACAGAAGAAAAUACUACGCGCCAGAGAAAGGAGAACUGCAUCACUUGAACAAGCGGAACAAGCCGUGCACGAAUUUAAGAAAGCGAAUCCUGGCGUAGACUCGACUAACAUCGUAAGCCUUCCUUUAGCUGAGCUCACUAAGCGAAUAAGAUCCGGAUCUCUGCAGCCAGAGGCCGUGCUCCACGCCUACAUAGAAAAGGCUCUGGAGGUGAAUCAGAAACUAAACUGUGGCACUGAUGUUCUCAUGGAGAGUCUGAAGCAGCUGGAAGACAUUGAGUCCCACAGGAAUGGCAUUCUCUAUGGGGUUCCUGUCAGCCUCAAGGAGAAUAUCGGGUACAAGGGCUAUGACUCUUCUUGUGGAGUGUUGUGUAAGCUGAAUGAACCUGCAUUAAAUGACAGUGUGGUGGUCAGAGUCCUGAAGAGGCAGGGAGCAGUCCCCUUCAUCAAAACCAACAUCCCCCAGGGCCUGCUAAAUUAUGAAUGUAGCAACCCAAUCUAUGGGAUGACUGUGAACCCACAUAAUCUUCAGAAGACAUGUGGUGGUUCUUCUGGAGGGGAGGGUGCUCUGAUUGGAGGAGGAGGCUCCAUUCUGGGUCUGGGCACCGACAUUGCUGGAAGUAUUCGUAUCCCAGCAUCCUUCUGUGGCAUCUGUGGCUUCAAGCCUACAUUCAACAGGAUAAGUUUACAUGGAGUAAAUUCUUGUGUUAAAGGCAUAAAAUCAGUGCCGUCUUCCAUUGGCCCCAUGGCCCGAGAUGUGGAGAGUCUGGCUCUGUGUAUGAGGGCACUGCUCAGCACGGACAUGUUCAGUCUGGACCCAACAAUUCCUCCAUUACCAUUCAACCAGCAGGUGUAUGACAGCACAGAACACCUGAGGAUUGGUUACUAUGACAAUGAUGGGUACCAUCAGCCAUCUCCAAGCAUGUCCAGAGCCCUGCAAGAAACUAAGAAACUUCUGGAACAAGCAGGUCACACGCUUGUUCCAUUCCAGCCCCCAAGGCUGUUCAUGGCCAUUCAUGAGUAUGCCACAAAGGGUAUUCUCGCUGAUGGAGGCACUACUCUUCUUCGCUACUUAGAGGAAGGCCCCAUUGACCCAUGUCUACAACCCCAGGCAAUCACCUAUAGUAUUCCUCGCUUUGUUAAGAAGAUUCUCUCUAUUUUUCUCAGACCCAUUUGUCCGCGCAUGGCCUCAGCUAUGAAUGCAAUUUGUGGAGUCAACUCUGUGACAGACAUGUGGGAGCAACACAAAAAUAUUGAGGACUACAUCUCUGAGGUCAUCGCAGAGUGGAGGAGACUGGAGAUGGAUGUUCUGCUCUGCCCUGUACUGGGACCUGCCUACAACUUCUACUACAGUGGAAUGCUCACCAGUUCCCUCAGUUACACUGUGAUGUACAACCUGCUAAACUUCCCUGCGGGGGUGGUGCCUGUCACCACAGUGACCGCCGACGAUGAAGCCCAGAUGAAUCGGUACAGAGGGAACUUUGCGGACAUCUGGGACAAACUCUUCCUCAAGGCGGUGCAGGACAGUGUGGGCUUGCCAGUAGCAGUGCAGUGUGUGUCUCUGCCAUGGCAAGAUGAGCUGUGUCUGCGUUUCAUGAGAGAAGUGGAAAAGCUCUCUGUCAGGAAGAAACACACAAACACAUACUAACACACACAAACAUGCCUUCACCACACACUCAAAAAAUGUUUAACAACACAUUUUUUGUUUUAGCACUUAUCACUAAAACAUUGUUGCUAUGUUAUAUAAAUUUUUAUUUAAUUAUUUUUUUUGUUUGCUUACUUUUUAAUUAAAAAUUAUUCUAGUAAUAUAUUACUGGCUAUUGCUACUUAGCUAGCGAAAGAAAUCUCAUAAAGUGUGAGGUCAAUUUUAGACUAUAGCAUAUUUAAUGAAUGCUAACUCUACAACUGACUGAUUUGAGCUUGUAACAGUGAAUUUAGGCCAAAAGAAAACUGUAGACUGUCUUCCAUAUAGAUUGUGUAACUAAAACAAAUCUUUGUGUUAAAAGAU